Rhipicephalus sanguineus (brown dog tick) is the source of this 3409-nucleotide messenger RNA. RefSeq names its product glycine receptor subunit alpha-1. Lineage: Eukaryota; Metazoa; Arthropoda; Arachnida; Ixodida; Ixodidae. Gene Ontology annotation, biological process: chemical synaptic transmission; signal transduction; nervous system process. Gene Ontology annotation, cellular component: synapse; membrane; neuron projection. The coding region runs from base 287 to 1780 and encodes 497 amino acids. Gene Ontology annotation, molecular function: neurotransmitter receptor activity; chloride channel activity; transmembrane signaling receptor activity. The transcript is spliced from 9 exons. The record is from RefSeq and is a predicted model, not a curated record.
AGCCGACGACGGUGUCGUCUCGUCGCUCGCGUGCCGCUGCAGUGCGCGGGGGAGAGAGAUGAGAGAUAGGGAAAGGUGAUAAACGUAGCGGAUGACGUCUCCCGAGAUGGCGAUGCAGAUAGUGAUGACGUAGCCGCUUAUAUAAGGGGCCUUCCGGAACUGCAGACGGUCCUAAGGGAGGAACGAUCAGCGACUCCUCUCCUCCUGGACGCCCCGAAGAAGUCGUGGCCUCCUGGUCAUCGCGGGACGAUUGCGCGCGUCCUGUGUUCUUGGGCAGAAAGCGAGAAUGGGAUCGCGCAAGUGCCUCUUCUCUACAUUCUUCCUGGCGUUCUUCGCCGUAGUGCUCGUCCAAAGGCACAGCGUCAAAGCCAUGAUCGAAGCCCAGGACAUUAUAUUCACCAACAUCACGUCGCCAUCAAUAUACAACAAACGAGUGAGACCCGCCUACGCAAUAGGCGUCCCCGUCGUCGUCAACACCAGCAUAGUCCUCUACAGCUUGGCUUCCACGAACGACCUACACACUGAAUACACGGCCAACUUGCGUCUACGGCUGUCGUGGUACGACCAGCGGCUGGUGUACGAUGCCGAGUCGCUGCAGCCCGACUCGCGCAUCCAGGGCGACCACUGGCACGCCGAGCAGCUCUGGCGGCCCAGCAUAGAGGUGACCAACACGAUCACCUACGGCCCGGCCGCCGGCCACUUGGAGUCGUCCACGGCCCCCGGUGCCGGCUCGGUGCUGGUCAUCGUGAUGCCCGACGGCACGGUGCACCUCAGCAGGAAACUGAACCCAAAGCUGACGUGCGAGAUGGAAUUCCACAAGUACCCGCUGGACAAGCAGCGUUGCAGCCUCAUAAUACAAAGUAGUACGCUGUCGACGAGCAACAUGGUUCUGAACUGGGACCUGGAAGAGUCCUUGCAGUUCAACGACAACUUUGCCGUCACCGGCUUCCAGAUGCUCGACUUUAACUGCUCAAGCCACGUCAGUGACUACGGCAAAAUAGGUAACUUCUCAAUGAUCAUGUGCGAGUUCACGCUGAAGCGCGACUUUGGACCUUUCCUGCUGGAGAUCUACAUCCCGGGCAUCACUUUCGUCAUCACCUCGUGGUUCUCGUUGUGGAUCGACAUUCCGGCGGCACCGGCGCGAGUGACCCUCGCCAUGACAACCUUCCUCACCCUCGUCACCGGUGGAAAGUCCAUUCGCGAAAAGCUGCCCAAGGUUCCAUACGUGCACGCCCUGGACGUCUGGUACCUCGCCUGCACCGCAUUCGUGUUCUUCAUCCUGCUGGAGUACGCCAUGGUUAACUACAUCUACCACAAGGACAACCGACGGCGCCAGGGCGGUAUGCGUCGCAUUGAGAGCCAAGCCUCGUUGGCUUCUGCCGGGGGCUCGAUGAACGGAAGCACCUACAUUAACGUCAUCAACGCGCUUGAGCAAGCUCAGCAGCACGGCGCCCUCACUCCGAGCCAGAACGGGAAGGGCCAGUGCGCGCUGCAGAUCAAGUACAAGAAGAACAACAACGGCAAGACAGGGGGUCCCAACGUGCUCAGGCUGUCCGACCUCGAGCCACACACGCUGACGGACCUACCAGAUUCACCACCGCGGUCGCCGAUGUCGGUGCGCUCGUUUGGAGGCGAUGAGCCACCCUUCGUGUGCACACUCAUUACUCCACUGACGCCGCGUGACAUUGCCAACGGUAUCGAUCGCCACUGCCGCUACAUAUUCCCGCUGGCAUUCAUCAUCUUCAACGCCGUCUACUGGUCGGUCCUGACGUCGUCUUGAGCAGUGAAGAUACACCGCGAUCGUGAAUCGCGCGCGGUUGCCGACAGGGUCCGCCAUCUACGAUGUCAUUUGCUGGAUGAUGCUGAUAUCAAGACGUGUAGCGGCUAUGUAGUGUUCGCGGACUCUAGGCAUCAGAGCUAGUAUCUGUCUUGUUCGUCACUAUCUACUACGCCUCAGUGCUGGUACUUGUCAUCUUCGCUACUACCUACUAGGCCGCCCAUGCAUACAUCGCAUUCGACGGAGAUGGUGUGCGAGUUUUUGCAUCGAUUCUCCCCAGGCAACAUCUAUCACAGUGGCAGGGCGUGGUGAGGACAGAUGGAACAUCUUACAUCGUUUCCACAUCGCUAUGCAUGACAGCAGGAGUUGCAGCAGUUGAGACAGUUGCUACACGACGAUUUUCUACAGAAAGGAAGAAACACUGAACAGUUAACCAGGGUGAUAAAGAAAGCGCCAGCAUCGUUGGUUACAUCUCGUCCGUCUUCAACACAAUCUUCCGGGUCAUCCUGACUUCAUCAUGGACAUAAGUGGUGACGCGAUUGUGCAUUCUAUUCAGCGAUCGCAAGACUCCGUGACGUGCAAUGUCACCAGCUAAGCUCAUAUUGAGCAGAGUUGACAAUCUAGGGACCCAAAAUGUGUUUCUUGUUAGGUAUUACCACUUGCUCUGCUCCUCUUCAAUACCAUAUUUUAUAGGUGAUGUCGACUUAAAUGUGAGUGCAACCGCGUUGGUGACCUAUUCUGCUUAGCUUUUCCAAUAUGUAUGGAGUACCGGUGAAAACGUGUCAGUGCCACACCUCGACUGUACAGAAUUGUCAAGCGGGCAUUUAUUUCAGUCACCUUCACUGUGUAUCGUUCCUAUGUCUGUCAAUCCCUCCUACAUGGCAUGACUGCUGAAGGUUUUGAAACGCCCUUCUUUCACCCGAUAUCAGGUCUUGUUCCUAUUACAAGAGACAGUAGGAUGUUUCCAUGACAACGGCGCGCACAAUGCGCGCGUACAGAUUUUAGCGUCCUAUUCGUUUUAUGAGGCAGCAACGAUGGGUUUAAGAAACGCAGUUCCUAGAUUACUUUUUUGUGUUCCCUACACCACGUGACACGCACAAAUAAACUUACGCGUACUGUAAGAGCGGCAGUUGUUUGCCACCUUACGAAAGUGUGUUUUCGUUAAUGUGGGCCACCCGUCGUAGCAUUUAUUUUCGUUCGCUACUAACCAUUUUUUUUAGUUUGUGUUCGACGCCAGAGACUCUCAGCAUGUAUGUAUGUAAUUGUUGCAGCAUGCAGUACUGAAAUUAGCGACGAAGAUUUCGGACCUGUCUUCGUGAAACAAUGUGUCACUGUUUCGUCACUUGAGUUUCAUCCGGAAUAACUAUAAAUGUUGAUACAAGCGGAAGUAAUUCGGCAGAACAUGUAUCUAAACAUCUAGCUGCAUCAGAAAAGCACCAAGCUGCCAAGUGUGUCCUUUCUUAGACCAGCAACCCUUAAAGGAUUGCUAGAAAAUUUCAGUACGUCCAUAGCGUGCGCGGGAUUCUUCACUGGGGGAAGGGCGGAGUGGGCGAAAUUUUACCGCAGCACCUCCCGUUCCCCGCUUCGCGUCUUCCUGCCGCUGAGACCCCUAAGAUCAAAACUCAGUGCGAA